CUGUGGUGCUCUUUGGUCUCCGGAGCGAGCAGGAACCGCGGCGCUGCGAGUGUCUCUGCAAGCGGAUACCAAACGCCCAUUUCUUGUUAUUUUUUUCCCCUGUCAGUGUGUGUUUGCUCGUGGAGAGAAAUGGAGGAAUAUCAUUCUGGCGACGAGGUAACCUUCAAUUCUGAUGAAGCAAGUAACAGCGUUAAAGAGUGCAUCGAGGGGAUCAUCGGUGGGAUGGACUACAACCAAAACAAAGUGAACCAGUGGACCGCCAGCAUUGUGGAGCACUCCCUGACAAUGCUAGUGAAGCAGGGGAAGCAUUUCAAGUAUAUCGUGAAUUGUGCGAUCAUGCAGAAGAGUGGUGCUGGUCUCCACACUGCCAGCUCCUGCUACUGGGACAUCACCACCGACGGCAGCUGCACGGUGCGAUGGGAGAACCGCACCAUGUACUGCGUGGUCAGUGUCUUCGCUGUGGCCGUGUCCCUUUAGCCCCAAAGUUCUUGGUGGACGUCAGGCAAAGGGGGGGGGGGGAUGUGGGGGGGGGGGGUGUACAUAGGAUCUACGACGACACGCACCCAGUUGGGUGGAAGCUUUGAAGAUCAAAAGCUAAGAGCGUUAUCACCGACGAGACGCGUUCUAGGAAAGCACGCCGGGGACUGACAGGCGCCUGGAAUACCGUCCACGUUGGAGGACUUCCUGCUGUCAGUUGGCAUGGCUGUUUCAGGGGCUGCACCUGCUCGCCAGUCACCCUGCACCUCCAUAUUUAGUGUCCAUCAUUCUCCUUAUAUCUGUAUGGCACACAAAUCCUUCGCUUUUAUUAGAGCAUGACUGAGUGUAGAUUGUUUCUCAGUAACGCAUUAAACAUAUUGGUAGGAGUGUAGAUAAGCAUACCAGACCCAUUAACCCAUUGCUUCAUGGCUAUACAGUGCUGUGUGUCUUUUCAUGGGACAUUUUGCUUAAAGUGGGAUCUUAAUUUUUUUUAUCAUUUUUUGUGGAAAGUGUUUCAGUUUAUCCUGAUUGGGGUUGAAGCCCUGGAGUCAGUCCAAGGCAGCGUAGGGCAGCAGAAUUGAGAACACCCUGGAUGUACGAUUCUGCAUGCGGGUGCAUCCUAGCGAAGGUGCCAGUUAGCUUGACCGCGUGUCUUUGGGCUGCCAGGGAGAAUCUGUUUGAAAUUGGGAGAAAAAUUAAACCAACACACUUACAGAGCGUAGGUGGGGAUUUGAGUCCAGUGUCACAGGGAAAUGAGAGCAGUUUGCCUCGCUGAGCCGCCUCACAACCCUGUUGUGGAUGUGUUUAGCUAAUUUAAUGCAGCCUUUAGGGUUAGGGGCUCCCAGGUAAUAUCAGGAGAAGCCCAUUUCAGUGAGGUUUCUAACUUCUAGCAGCAUGAAAAACAGUGGCCCCUCGCUUUUAGAAUACCUUUUGCUCGUAUUUUAAUAGCAGUUUACACCGUCAUUCCAGUUUUUCUUUCCCUCUCGUUCGUGGUGAUCCUGGGGGCUGAACACCACGCGAUCGUGCCGUUAUCUGCCCUCUUCCGGCUCGCAGCAGAACGUCAUACACGCGCGUCCCCCCGGCCGCCAGUAGGUGUCACUGUAAAGCAGUGAGGUGAGAAAUCGAGUCACUGACGCACCCAAUGGACAGUUGUGUGAUUUCCUAGUGUCACAACUGCAGGAUUUUAACAUUUUAAUGAUUAAUGUAUUUUUUUGUAAUUUCGUUUGGCUUCUUAAUUGCCUCAAUUGUUUCCUUUAAAGGUCCCCACAGCAGUUGUUCUGCUUACUAUCAGGGUCAGCAGCAUUCUUGACUGGAUGUUGGCAGAAGCCAGGGAUAAAUCUUACAAUUUAUAUUAAAUGAUAUUUUGUGUUUAAUUUCAUGGUGCAAUUUUAACUGUAAUAAGCAACUUGUAUUUGCAUGUAUUGAAUACUGAUAAUCAUUUGAUAAUAUAUAUAUAUUAUUACUUUGAUAUGAUUUUAAUGAUUAUUAUACAGGAAGGAGUUUUUCUGUCUCAGUAGAACUAAAAUAGUAACACCAUUUUACUAGUUGUUAUUUUUAAAAGUUAAUCUGGGCCGUGUGCAAGAGGUGUUCACCCUCCCCGUAACCCACGAUUUGGUUAACGGUCCUGGAGUAAUGUAGUUUUUUAAUUAUAUUAGCCACCCAGAAGCAAUGACCACAGCUGAGGCUUACCGAUGAAUGUUUAAAUCGUUACUUCCUUCCUUUGUUGGGAUCAGAAUAACUUUUAUCAGAUAGUGUAAGUUACCUGGGGGGGCGGUGGGUAGCGACGCCAGGUAGGUGGGUUGAUGCUGAUUUUGGGUCAUAUGAAUUGUGCCGUUUCCCAGUCUAGUUAUAGUUAAGUGCAUGAUUUAACCAAAUCUACUAAGAUGUAAAUAAACCCAGUUCAUCCCUUGCA
Messenger RNA from Brienomyrus brachyistius, 2389 nucleotides. RefSeq names its product dynein light chain Tctex-type 3 (gene dynlt3). Gene Ontology annotation, molecular function: dynein intermediate chain binding. The record is from RefSeq and is a predicted model, not a curated record. Bases 130 to 477 code for a protein of 115 amino acids. Gene Ontology annotation, cellular component: kinetochore; cytoplasm; cytoplasmic dynein complex. The transcript is spliced from 5 exons. Gene Ontology annotation, biological process: microtubule-based movement. Lineage: Eukaryota; Metazoa; Chordata; Actinopteri; Osteoglossiformes; Mormyridae.